CUGGCUGUGGCCAGUGGCAGGAAUGACGAGGACUACUUUCGUGGGCAGUCCAACGCCAUCUCGAUAGUGGUCGCCACUCACAACAACUCCAGGUACAUCACCUCUGCUCUGGAGAGUGUAGAGGAAAGCGUGGAGCUCUUUAUUCGGGAGAGGCAGGAGAAAGGCCUCAGCGGUGUGUCUGUGCAAAUCAUCAUCCGUACGUUCUGCCGCCUCGUCGCCUUGGCCAGCAUUGCGAUGGACGACAACUCCAGCGAUGACACUGCACUCAAGGUGCAUCGCUUCAUCAAGCAUCGCAAGCUCGUAGUGGCGGCAGAGAAGCGGGCCGUCGGACUGGGUCUCUUCCAGUCGUUCUCAUACCACGUGCCCUAUCCCGCUUCGUCCUACUUCGGGCAGGAGGUCAAGUACCUGGUCAUUGAGCUGCACACGACGUCGAAGAGGGUGGGCCACGGCACGCUGUUCAACUUGGGCGUGGACUACGCAAUUGGGGAGAUGCUGUUCUUCAUGGACGGCGGAGGUGAGUCGCAUCAGCACUGCUGCCGUGAUGGUAACACAACUGACAUCCUAAAAGUCAUGUACAACAAGGAGCACGUGCGUCAGUGCUAUAACGCCCUCCUGGGGUCCACCAACGCCUACGCCAGGACCGGCUUCUCCUUCUCCAAGGCAGAAGAGGAGGCGCUCUCGAAGGGAGCCCAGUUCGUGGAGCGGCCGGUUGGCAGUGGGAAGGCGUUCACCCGCCAGGAACUAUUGGCCGAGCAAGCGGCCGAGAGUGUCCUACGGCCCAGCAAUCUGUGCGUGUGGCGCAAGGUUCACUCCUUCAUCGAGGGCUUUCCAGAGUCGAGCGUGUGGGACGACAACAUUGUUGAGCUCGGUAAUGCCUACAUCGCCAGCCUCGGUGUCGGCUUCCCGUGGUCGCCUGUCGUGCCGGCCACUGUGGAGGCUAUCGGCAGCAAUGCACCUGAACUUGCUUCGUCAAAGGCCUUGGUUCGGGAUCGGGUGAUUGCUUCGCACAUAUCUCACCUUAACUCCAAGCUGGCGAUCUAUCACAAAGACACCGAUCUCAUCACCCAAUUCGCCCUCGGUGGACUUGCGGCGUUUGCGUGCAUGAAUGAAGGCGGGGCGCCUGAGACGAUGGACCCGCGGUGGCGCAUCCACUCCGUGGCGCUCAAGUCGGUGGGUCUGGAGUUUGUUCACCUCCACAAGCUCGACACCCGUAACAGCAGGCUGCGGUCCAUGUUGGGCUUGGGGCAAAUCUACUUUGCCUCGGGCGACGCCGUGGGCACCGCCGCUGCCUACAACGUCUCGAGAGAGUUGGUCUACCCCGCCAAGACCGCGGGCAACGGCAGAGUGGUGCGGACCAGCACGCUGGGGAACUGGCCCAUCAGCCAACACAUCACCAUCGUCCAGGACCCGUACCGCGCCUAA
Acanthamoeba castellanii str. Neff is the source of this 1422-nucleotide messenger RNA. RefSeq lists its product as uncharacterized. The transcript has 10 exons. The record is from RefSeq and is a predicted model, not a curated record. The annotation marks the transcript as partial. NCBI's taxonomy places the organism in Eukaryota, Discosea, Longamoebia, Acanthamoebidae.